CCCGUUAUCAGCUGAUGGGACAGCUGAUGGUGAUGACGUCACUCGUGUAAACGCCAGGAGUCCAUUACUAGCUCGACAGUCUGAGACCUAACGAUUAUCAAUUUCUUCAAAGAAUGGCAUUUGUUAAAAGCGGGUGGCUUCAUCGCCAGAGCACCAUCUUGCGUCGCUGGAAGAAAAACUGGUUUGACCUUUGGUCAGAUGGCCGUCUAAUUUUCUAUGAUGACCAGCAACGGCGUGACAUGGAGGAUGAGAUCCAUAUGAGGGUCGACUGCAUUAACAUUCGCAAUGCCAAUGCCUGUCGAGAUCUGACGCCUCCUGAGGGAAAAGGCAGGGAAGCCCUUCUUCAGAUUGUGUGUCGUGAUGGACGCGUUAUUAGCCUCUGUGCAGACAGUGCAGAUGAUGCCGUGGCCUGGACUGUGGCCCUUCAGGAUGCCAGAAUCAACACAGUGGUUGCACCCCCUCAGUUUGGUUUUACCCAGGAUAUUAUUGCCUCGGCUCCUCCUUCUUAUGCAGAAUUAAACCCGACUCCUCAGAUAUACUACCCGGACCAGUAUGGCCCUAAUGCUGUGUACUCUGCAGGUGGGAACCAGUACGCAUUUGUCUCCCCCAAUUAUAACCAAGGAGUGUCCCCCGCACAUGAAGUUAACCAUGUGAUCAUUGAGGAGCGCCAGCGUGAUGAUGCAGGAGGUAUCGCUUUAGGCAUGCUCACCGGUGCUGCAACUGGAUUGGCUAUCGGUUCCCUAUUUUCUGUAUUUUAAUAUGCCUUGUUAUGUCCCUCUGAAUCCCAACAGGGGAUGGACUAGUCUUUUGCUACUACUUUUAUCUUUGCUGCAACCCCAUGCUAUAUGUAAUACUUAGAUCUAAUGGACAUGAACUGUCUAACAGAUCACAAGCGUGUCCCCAACACAGCUUCCCCAACAUAUUAGACUGUAUGAACCAAAGCCUCAUGGUAGCAUUUAUAGCUUGGUGUUGGAGAGUCUGUUUCACCUGUACAUUGUGAAAUAAAAUGAAGUGGUUGUGAACUGAGAUAGUAUUGAAUAGGCGUUAGGGUGGUUGCAAUGAAAACUGGGGUCAUCUGCUUAGAUUGCUUUGUAGACUAAACACAGCGAAAUGAAGUAUGACUGGUGAUUCCUUUUUAUUAUGGUGUGUUAAAAUGAUUGCCAUUGUAUUAAUUUUUCUCUCCCUAAGUCCGAUGGAUAUUUUUUAAACCUUGGUACAUAAUUGAAGAGUAACAGUAGGUUUACCAUGCAUAAUCAUUUGAUGAUUUGUGAACUUAAGAAUUGGUUAGUAUGUGGAAACCUGUAAUAUGAAUGGUGCAAUAUAUUUGGAUCUUGAUUUCGGCACAGGUCAGUGAUGGCCUUAUUUGGGAUGCUUUAAGACAUGCAGAUACUUCCAUUGUGGCCUUACAAGGAGACCUAGAAAUCGUAACAAGUAGACAUGAUUUUUUGAAUUUUUAACAAGUUAACCAGUUGUAAUAGUGAAUUAAAAAUUCAUAGACUGGACAUGACAUGUUGAGUAUAUUGUGUUGAACUAGGUUGGGGGAAAUGCAGUCUAUAUACUCAGUUAUCUGUUACUGCAAACAUUUAACUCAUUAAUUUCCUGUUUAUCAGAUAAUCACUUGCCUCCAAAUCAAGUGAUCAAUAAGAUGCAUUACACAUGAUGAUAACAUUUAAAUGAUAACAUUUAAGAUGCAUUUUAUUUUCCUUUCCUUAUGAACUUAUAAACACUGCCACCACAGUCAGAAGUACACCCAUUGAUGACCCACACCAUAAAUCAGAUAUGGACAUGAAUAUCUGCUCUGUUUGAGCAGCAGUGAUGCUUAAUGUAUAUUAGAAUAUCAGAGAAGCACUCCAGGUUUUGCGCUGGUGUGAGAGCGUUUUCUUCUUCUGGCUCUAGCUUUACUCUCCAGUGUGACGUUCACUGUACUCUACACUUCUGUAGUGUUCAUUCUGAAGAACUUGAACAGCCAUUAAUAAUAAUACUAGAAUUUAUUGUUUGUCCUUUUUUUGGAAAAUAAUUUUUUAAACAGCUUCUUUCCAGUUUGAGUGUUAUUUAUUUGGUUUGAAUUUGUGAAAAAUGUCUUUAAUGCCUUGUUGUAAUUUUUGUUUCUACAUUAUAUGCUUUUCUUAUUGUUUUGUGAAGAAAUAUGAAUGAAGCAGCAUGUAUUAACCCACUUAACACAAAAUGAGUGAAAAGCAUGCCCUUUAAUUAACAUCCAAUGAAAUUGGCCUCCAAAAUAAUGGUAGGAGAACCUCGCAGUGUACAUAGGGCAUUGGAAUUUCACAUUUUCUUCUGGUCAGUUUUCCAUUAGAUACAGUAAACUGUAGCAUCAAUAAUGGUCUAUGUUAGACCAUAUUAGUAAUUGACUACAUUUUAUGUCUUUACUUGAACAUUAUACUUUUUGUUUACAUGAGCAUCUGUAUGUUUAAUUGGGUUUAAACUUAGGUCAUUAUGUUGAAGAAAAUGCCCUUCAAAAUUUGAUCACAUUUUGAUUGUUACAGAUAUUGAACCAGUGCCCAAAACAUGUUGAUCUAUAAACUAUUUUUUUGAAGAUACUUUGUUUUUAUUUGUAUGUAACUUUUACUCUCUUACUCUUGGUCCAAUAUACUUGCACAUACUCUAUUUGUUGCUAAACCAAUUUGCUUUUCUAUGUUAAACUAUUGUGAAUUUAAUUAAAGCAAGU
Molecule: messenger RNA, 2683 nt
Organism: Hemibagrus wyckioides
Lineage: Eukaryota; Metazoa; Chordata; Actinopteri; Siluriformes; Bagridae
Gene: plekhb2
Product: pleckstrin homology domain containing, family B (evectins) member 2
Exons: 8
Coding region: 114-758 (214 amino acids)
Biological process (GO): regulation of cell differentiation
Cellular component (GO): membrane
Source: RefSeq, a predicted model, not a curated record